AAAGCAUCAACGACCAAACAAAUCGACAUUUUCUGCUCGUCCAUUGCAUUUCUCUCUCUCUUUCUAACAGGAGAACGAAAGGCGAGGGAGAAAUGGCGCGUUUGGAUUCCCAACUCCCAAUCGAAUAAAAUCCCAGCUUGAGAGAUGGGGGGGAGUAUCUCUGCCCCAGAAACCAGAAACGCGCAGUCCAUCCACGAAUUCACCGUCAAGGAUAGCAGCGGGAAGGAAGUCGAUCUCGGCAUUUACAAGGGGAAGGUUCUUCUAGUUGUAAAUGUCGCUUCCAAAUGUGGUUAUACGAAUAAGAACUACACCCAAUUGACCGAGCUGCACGACAAAUACAAAGACAAAGAUUUCGAGAUCUUGGCAUUUCCAUGCAAUCAGUUCCUGCACCAAGAGCCUUCAACGAGCGAAGAUGUGAAGACGUUCGCAUGCACAAGAUUCAAGGUUGAAUUUCCGAUUUUUCAAAAGGUUUGUGUGAACGGUCCCAAGACAGCACCAGUCUACAAAUUUCUCAAAGACAGCACCCCCUCAUUCUUGGGAUCCAGAGUCAGGUGGAACUUCACCAAGUUUCUAGUUGAUAAGAAAGGCAAGGUCCUUGCUCGUUUCGGCACAACCACCCCCCCACUGUCCAUCGAGAAAGACAUCAAGAAAGCACUUGGAGAGACAUGAGACUUGUGUAUUUUAUUGUUUCUAGUGACUUAUGAUGUGAAUUAUAUGUAAGAAACUAUAGAUAUCAAUCUCUUAUUGAUACAUGUAUUGAGUAUUUGGGUGUUUUGA
Magnolia sinica is the source of this 777-nucleotide messenger RNA. RefSeq names its product probable glutathione peroxidase 4. Lineage: Eukaryota; Viridiplantae; Streptophyta; Magnoliopsida; Magnoliales; Magnoliaceae. Gene Ontology annotation, molecular function: glutathione peroxidase activity. The transcript has 6 exons. Gene Ontology annotation, biological process: response to oxidative stress. Bases 145 to 669 code for a protein of 174 amino acids. The record is from RefSeq and is a predicted model, not a curated record.